AUCAAAGUUUGUUAGCGUUUGUGAUUGUGAGGGAGGUUAUUUUUAUUCAAUUCAGCGCUGUAAACAAAUAACAACUAAUUUAGUUAUAACAACAAUAAGAGUUUCGAAACAAAGAUGCCGUACGCCAAUCAGCCUUCUGUGCACAUCACUGAAUUGACAGACGAUAAUGUAAAAUUCGUCGUCGAAGACACCGAGCUUAGCGUCGCUAACAGUAUGAGACGAGUGUUUAUAGCAGAAACCCCAACAAUGGCUAUUGAUUGGGUGCAGCUUGAGGCAAAUUCCACUGUUCUAAGUGACGAAUUCUUGGCGCAUCGCAUCGGUCUCAUUCCACUAAUUUCCGAUGAUGUAGUUGACAAGAUACGUUAUUCGCGAGAUUGUAUGUGCGCUGAUUUCUGUUCAGAAUGCAGCGUAGAGUUCACACUGGACGUCAAAUGCACCGGAGAUCAAACUAGACACGUUACCACAGCAGACCUGAAGUCGAGCGAUCCGAGAGUGGUGCCUGUGACGUCGCGGCACAGGGAUGAAGACCAGGCCGACUAUGGUGAAACUGAUGAGAUUUUAAUCAUCAAGCUUCGGAAAGGACAGGAGUUGAAGUUGAGAGCAUAUGCUAAGAAAGGUUUUGGAAAAGAACAUGCUAAAUGGAACCCAACCGCUGGAGUUUCCUUUGAAUAUGACCCUGACAAUAUUAUGAGACAUACGUUGUACCCUAAACCUGACGAGUGGCCAAAAAGUGAACACACUGAACUAGAUGAAGAUCAGUAUGAAGCAGAAUUUAAUUGGGAGGCCAAACCUAACAAGUUUUUUUAUAAUGUUGAGUCAUCGGGGGCACUGAAACCUGAAAAUAUUGUCCUCAUGGGUAUCAUAGUGUUGAAGAAUAAAUUGCUUAAUUUACAAGUACAGUUGGCUCAGGAAGCACAAAAUGAUGCAUUAGCUAUUAAUUAAAUAUAAUCAAAUGUAAAUAUCAAUAAAAAGACUUAAUCAUUCGAA
Messenger RNA from Helicoverpa armigera (cotton bollworm), 987 nucleotides. RefSeq names its product DNA-directed RNA polymerase II subunit RPB3 (gene RpII33). Bases 115 to 942 code for a protein of 275 amino acids. NCBI's taxonomy places the organism in Eukaryota, Metazoa, Arthropoda, Insecta, Lepidoptera, Noctuidae. Gene Ontology annotation, cellular component: RNA polymerase II, core complex. Gene Ontology annotation, molecular function: DNA binding; protein dimerization activity. Gene Ontology annotation, biological process: DNA-templated transcription. The transcript has a single exon. The record is from RefSeq and is a predicted model, not a curated record.